GCAACCCUGUGUAGGCGUGACGUUAGCAACGUAUCCGACGCAUUCCACGUUCGUAUUUUUGAAUGUCGUUAGCUGUUGUUUGCUUCGCAACCAGCGUAACGGUUGUCAUCCUUGGGGUAUAUAGGCCAUAGGCUGCUUGAGUGCAACUGUACAGAUGGGUGACUCUACAGCUUCGGUUGAAGAGGAAGUUUUCGAGGUGGAUGCUAUUCUGGAUGCUAGACAACAACGCCGCGGAAAGAGUCGCAUAUUGCAGAAGGAAUAUUUGGUUCGGUGGAAAGGGUAUGGACCUGAGGGAGAUACUUGGGAGCCGGAGGAGAACUUGGCGGGCUGCGAAUUGCUCCUCGCUGAGUUCGAAGCCAGUCAACAGCGGACUGCGCUGAGGACUAAGGAAGGAAAAGGUGGUAACAACAACAGUGCCACAGAGUUAAUGACAGAUCCUCCGUCUCCAAGGCAGUAUCGCAGUGUACUUGAGGAAUCAGCAAGUAAGACAUUAGAAGCUGCAGAAAUCAUUACGAGGCGACGUCUACCAGUCAGGAGCGAGACUGAGUUUCAGAAUGCUGACAAUGUGAGAAGCACUCCUGCAAAAGCUAAACUGCAGAAGACAACUCCAAACAAACACCAACUGUUUCUCUGGGUAUUUUUGAGUUUGAUCAUCGCUGCUGUUACCUUUCUGGCUUGGUACUAUGAUGGGUGGGUGCAAGUAUUGGUUGACUCCUUAAAAGAAUUGGAAGAAGGAGAACAAGAAAGAAUCAGUGCCCCCACACCUCCACGUUCAGACUUCAAAUCACAUUCUUGAGGAGGUUUGAUGAACUUCUAGAAACACAUGCUCUAUACACAGUCCACUUUCAAGUGGAACAUGCAUGUAAAUACCUGACAUUGUCAUCGCGUUCUUAUUGUUUUUGUAUACAGGUCUCGAGGGAAAAUAAUGUUUACAGAUAGUUUAAUUUUGUAUACCAAUCUCUUUUUUUGGUGGCGGUGCUCAUUACUUUUACUUUACGGUAACUACUUCUGUAGUAGUUGGACCCUCAUCAACUUGUGACCACUCGUGAAUAUAUAGAUCUGUAAAUUGUGUACAAAGUAUAAGAGGCUAAUGCAUGUGACAUGGGCAUUACUGGAUAAGUCUCUCUUGCUUUUUUUAGAACUAUCUUUUGCAUGUCCCCCAAAAUCAUGAACUUAUGUACUCAUGAGUAUGUCUACUCAUGUUUAGGAUUCUUCGUUAUCGGGUUUUAUCACUUUUCAAAUUCAGGGGGUAAAAAUCGGGUGAAUCUUUCUGAAGCAAAUUCGGGGGAAGAAUCUGGCAUUUUCUGUCACGUGCCUUAUGUUAUCGGGAGUUUCCAGGUGAAAAUAAAAUUGUGUGAAUCAAGCAGCCAAGAUGAUUGCACUUCAGUAACAGUUUUUAAAAUUGUAUCCCGAUUGCAAUGCACUGACCUUGACAGAGUACAAAAGACAAGAUGUUACAUGUUUACGAGUGUUUCACCCUGACUUGUUUACAUACAAAAUCGCUUGCAUGCGGAGCAAAUCAUCGUUCAUUUGACACCUCUCGGGCCUCUGAAUCUAGCACAGCUCAGAGAAUGUUCGUUUGGCGUCACAGCUGCCGCAAAGCAUGCACAGCAAACUUUGCGCAACAGGGGCUAAAGCCAGAAAGCAAUCCACAGCAUCAUUCCAAAAUGCACAGGUGUUUUCUUGGGUGCUUAAAGAUUAAGGUUGAUGACAUGGUUCAUCCCUUUCGUGGCGGUGUCUGAAGUUGAAAGACCUCGUGGAAUGCGAGGAGAAAUCUGGUUACUACCAAAUUUCAGAAAGUUGGUUCGGGGUGCAAAUAUCGUGAAAACUUGUUUUUAACCCGAAAACGAAGAACCCUGUUCAUAUUGUAUGUAACACGUUUGACGCAUGAGCACUGAUUUCAAGCUAUGGCAUGCUAGUAGCUUUGGUAUGUUGCUGGAAGUCCUUUCCACAGAACAAACAUAAGAGCAUGCAGAUACUGCAGUAAUAUAACUCUACGUAGAACUGUAUUCAGAUACACUCCCGGCUCUACGUGAACAGAUUUAUUCAGAGCUCCACAUGACUUUGAAUUCCUCUUGUAGCUAGCCACUGCUCGAACAAUUUAUACACUUCACCUAAUCUAAGAUCAAACCUCCAACCUCUUUUGUGAAUUGAAGUUCCCAUUUUUCCAGGCAUUUCUGCCACAAAAUCCAUUUUCCACACAAAAACAGUACUUGAAAUACGAGAAAAACAUGGGUUGAGGCAAAUAAUCAUGGUCAUUGGUGCUGGUAGCUGGCAUUCUAUGUAUUAAAGCAAAUCUCCCAGCCUUUUUUUGUAUAAUCUUACUACAUACUAGCUUCUAAUCUCAAUUUUUCAUUGAAAGCUGCCCUGCACUUAUUUUGCUGCAACAUUGUAGGAGUGAUCACAAUCGUUACGUGUUUUACCCCACAUGGCCUUCCAUACCUGCAGCCUGACUGCAAUGAUUUUGGAGUCCCUGUACAAAAUAAAGACUGGAGUAGAUUUCA
This is a messenger RNA of Ornithodoros turicata, 2504 nucleotides long. RefSeq names its product chromobox protein homolog 1-like. Bases 155 to 796 code for a protein of 213 amino acids. The record is from RefSeq and is a predicted model, not a curated record. Gene Ontology annotation, cellular component: pericentric heterochromatin. Gene Ontology annotation, biological process: negative regulation of transcription by RNA polymerase II; chromatin organization. Gene Ontology annotation, molecular function: chromatin binding. NCBI's taxonomy places the organism in Eukaryota, Metazoa, Arthropoda, Arachnida, Ixodida, Argasidae. The transcript is spliced from 5 exons.